This is a messenger RNA of Eleginops maclovinus (Patagonian blennie), 4684 nucleotides long. RefSeq names its product cytoplasmic dynein 1 intermediate chain 1 (gene dync1i1a). Gene Ontology annotation, molecular function: dynein heavy chain binding; dynein light chain binding. Gene Ontology annotation, cellular component: cytoplasmic dynein complex. Lineage: Eukaryota; Metazoa; Chordata; Actinopteri; Perciformes; Eleginopidae. Gene Ontology annotation, biological process: transport along microtubule. The record is from RefSeq and is a predicted model, not a curated record.
CUGCUUAUGUUGAAAUUAGGUAUUCAGCAUUCUCGAUUAGCCUACUUUGUUGCUCUUGUUAGAUGAAGUUUAAAAAAUAUGAGUAGAGACUGUGGAUUAUAUUACGUCAAUUAAAAGGGAAGAAUUUUAAGUGAAGAAGAAGCAAACGAAGCAGGAGAAUAAAAAAGAAGAUGAAGAGCCUAUUCUUGACACGUGCUGAGAAAAUAACAAAGUCGCAAACCGCAACUAGUCAGCUGACAAACGACAUUUCUGAGACCGUGCACUUCUUCAUUAACGCCCAUUAGUGCAACGUACUCAAUUGACCGGGUUAACGUGUCAUUACCUGCCGCAGCAUCACAGAUUAAGCUAAAUAUGAGUGGCCCUCCGGCUACAACAUACCAAACCAGCCUCUUAACCUGACUAACAACAAAGCAGUUGGUCUAGUUUGGCAGUUGAUAGUUACAUUUGUUUGUUUGUUAGUUUUGACUCACUCGGCGCACUUCUCCAACUGACCACAAGAUGGCGACGUUACAAAAGCCAUGAGACGAACAAGGAGGUGGGAUUUCCUCCUCUCCUCCUCAACAUCUUCCUACUCCUCCUAGGGAUGUAUCGGCGUGCUGUGCACCUGUUUUGUCUGCUCUCUGGGUCGUCAUCCACCGCUGAAAUGUUCUGUUUUGAUCAUCAAUAGCUAUAAAAAAAAAGCAUUUAAACGAACUAUUCGGUGGUGUCAGGCAGGCCUCGACUCUGUCAUUUAGGCAGAGGAUGUGUUGAUUUUUUUUUUGUUCGGGGUGUAGCAGUGAGACAGCAUCUUUGCCCGGUGACACAUCAUUAUCAGCACGAGUGGACAAGCCCCGUAGGACAUCAUGUCGGAUAAAAGUGACCUAAAAGCUGAGCUGGAGCGCAAGAAGCAGCGCCUCGCCCAAAUCAGGCAGGAAAAAAAGAUAAAGGAGGAGGAGAGGAAGAAGAAAGAGACAGAGAGCCAGCAGAAGAGAGAGUCCAUCCCAGAGGAUUCUGACUUGGACCGUAAGCGUCGGGAGACUGAGGCCCUGCUUCAGAGUAUUGGCAUUUCACCCGAGCCUUCUCUAGUCCCGACUCCUGUGUCCCCCUCCAAAUCACUGAGCACCCCCAGUGAGACGGGAAGCCAGGAUUCAACUGAUGGAGGAGCAGCGGGCAGGUCAGGUUUCUCUAAAAACAAGUCCCAAGCACAGAUCUCAAGGACGCUGCAGUGGGACACAGACCCUUCUGUGCUGCAGCUGCAGGCUGAUUCAGAGCUCGGGCGCAGGAUGCAGAGGCUCGGCGCCUCUAAGAUCACACAGGUAGACUUCCUUCCCAAAGAGAUGGUCUCUUACUGCAAGGAGACGCAGACGCCUCUCAACUCCCACCUGUCUGAAGUAGAGGAGGAAGAGGAGGAUGAGGAGAUGAUGGAAGCGAAGCCAGGCCCCGAGUCGGAGCUGCAGGAUGAAGAUGACAACAGGGAAAACAAAGAAGGCUCCUUUCCAGUUCUGCGGGAGCUGACUGAGGAGGAGAGGCAGCAGAUCCUGCACUCUUCCGACUUUCAGAGUUUCUUCGACUGCAGCAUCCGGGUGAUGGAGAGAGCUCUGGCCGAAGACGGAAACAUCUUCUUCGACUACAGCGGCCGGGACCUGGAGGACAAGGAGGGAGACUUGGGUAGCGGCUCCAGUCUGUCCUUCAGUCGAGUCUUCUAUGAUGAACACUGGUCCAAACAUCGCGUGAUCACCUGCCUCGACUGGUCCCCUCAGUAUCCUGAGUUGCUGGUCGCCUCCUAUAACAAUAAUGAAGAUGCUCCUCAUGAACCGGAUGGUGUUGCUCUAGUAUGGAACAUGAAAUUCAAGAAGGCCACACCUGAGUACAUCUUUCACUGUCAGUCUCCUGUAGUAUCUGUGGGCUUUGCCAAGUUUCAUCCCAACCUUGUGGUGGGGGGGACUUACUCGGGACAGAUCGUCCUGUGGGACAACCGCAGUCACCGCCGGACCCCCGUCCAGAGGACUCCUCUGUCUGCCGCUGCUCAUACUCACCCAGUGUACUGUGUGAACGUGGUCGGUACCCAGAAUGCCAACAACCUGAUCACUGUGUCUACAGACGGCCGGAUGUGCUCCUGGAGUCUGGAUAUGCUCUCCCAGCCACAGGAGACCAUGGAACUGGUGUACAAUAAAUCCAAACCUGUGGCGGUGACAGGCAUGGCUUUCCCCACGGGAGACGUUAACAACUAUGUGGUCGGGAGUGAGGAGGGCACUGUGUACACUGCAUCGAGACACGGCAGCAAAGCGGGUAUCUGUGAGAUGUUCGAGGGCCACCAGGGGCCGGUGACGGGCGUCAGCUGCCACAGCGCAGUGGGCACCGUUGACUUCUCCCACCUCUUCAUCACAUCCUCUUUCGACUGGACCGUCAAACUCUGGAGCACCAAGCACAACAAGCCUUUGUACUCGUUUGAGGACAACGCAGACUACGUGUACGACGUCAUGUGGUCGCCCGUGCACCCCGCCAUGUUUGCCGCCGUGGAUGGCAUGGGCCGCUUAGACCUGUGGAACCUCAACAACGACACUGAGGUCCCCACUGCCAGUGUGAGCAUUGAGGGCGCCUCAGCCCUGAACAGAGUGCGCUGGUCGUCGGGGGGGAAGGAGGUGGCUGUGGGCGACUCAGAAGGCCGAGUCUGGAUCUACGAUACUGGAGAGCUGUCAGUGACUCACACCGAUGACUGGUCGCGCUUCGCCCGGACGCUGAUGGAGAUCCGGGCCAACCGGGCGGACGGCGAGGAGGAAGGGCCUAUGGAGCUGGCUUCAUAACCAAAGAGGGUGGAUCAGAGAGCAGAGGGUGCACUACGGAGCCAGAUGAUCGGGUUAGAGAGGUGUGUGCGGACUGAAGCCUGAGGUUCAUGUCACAAAGGUGUCUCCCCAACCUGGCUAUUUUAGCUCUUCCAGAGCAGGUUAUGUUCAGAGUUUAGGAGUGAAAUCUUUCGUAAAAAGCACUACCAUUUCCCUUAUCAACUGCUUAAGAAAUAGCCGUACCGUUCUUGCCAAAUUCUGUAAACCUAGGUGCCAGAAUUUGGAGGGAUUGAUUGUAGACGUGCUGGCUUUUCCCACAGAUAUUCUCUAUGAGCGACACAUAGAAUCUCAGCGGAGGGAAUAGGAUAUGAAUGUGAAUGUGUUGAGCUGUCUGCAGUAUUGCCCCUGAACUGAGCUGUGAAAUUAGCGUGGAAACUACAUGUUUUGUCGGUAUACAGUUGGUGACGCAGUAAAUCGGAGCAACAAUACAUUGUGUGUCUUAUACAGGUUGCUCUCUGAAAUUCUGCUUUGUUGUCGUGUUUUAUGGCAAAUGUCCUCACAUUCACUCUUAAAUAAGCCUCUUUUGGAAUUGCAGGCAGCUUACAUUUUUAGUUAACUUAAAUAUUAAUCAAUAUGAUGUUUACUUGCAUAUGAAUUCAGUAUAAUUCCUUCAGAGAAUUCCUUUGUGUGUUAAAUUGCACCCACACACCCGUCACUUCAGUUACUUAAUAGAAGUCUUUCCCAGCAUCGAUAGUGUGGUCUGUUAAAGCUGCCCCCUAAACACUACCUACAGAAAUUGGUAAGUCUAUGAGGAUUUAACAAGAGUUAAUCAAUAACAUGUAUUCAAAUUGGACAAAACUUCCAAAUAUUAUCAGAAAAUAUAUUUGAUUAUGCGACAAUGCUCAACCUAAAUGCAGUUCUUGAGUAAAAUGUGUGAUGCGACACAUUUAAGAGGUUGUUCAGUUGUCACAGGUUAGCAUUAGAAGUGCAAUGAGUGGUAAAAUGAAUAUAUUAACUUACAAAUUCACACAGUUAGGGAUGUUCUGCCAUCAUUCCUCUUUUGCCUUAUUUGCAGAUUAUGAGCAAACAAAUCUUCUUCAUAUCUUACCAUUUUAAUGACCUGUUCCUCUUAGCCGAGGCAGCAGGAGAUGGAUCCCCUUUGUGUGGAUUUAGGACUCAAAUGAAGCACUAAACAUCCAGCUGUAUAGGAGCGCUCACAGAACCUGAUGAAGAAAACCUGGGUUAACAAAGAUAACAUCGUCUUGGUAACCUUCUUUUCUGACUGGGGUUUUGUUGAGCCAGCUAAGGCUAAGAAAGCCUGGCUCUGUCACCCUUCGUAGUGCCGCCCUCUGCGAGCUUUAUCGGUGUCACUGUAGCAUGUCUCAAUCAGUUCUUUUAGUUGUGUACAUGUUGCUGUUUGGUCUGAACGAGGUAAACAGUAAACAGUCUGUCCUGUAAACAGUUCAUCUGUUGACCUCUUCUAUUCGCCGCACUUAUUUAUUUCCUUUCUGACUUGAGGUGAUUUGCUGCUUGCAACCUGCGCGCCUCCAGUAUAAAGUGGCAGUCUUAUAGCCUUAAGAUGUUCUGUGACGAUGCUUUGCACUACUGUAAGAAUAAAGCCGGGUCCAUAGACUAGUCAUGUAUUGUUUACAAAAUGUUUACUCUAUGUUGUGUUGUUUUUCUCUGUAUAACGCUUGCAUGCGACACAUUUCACAUAUUCCAGAAGCAUAAACGUGGAGUUGUUAUGUUGACGUUUCCACACGUGGCUGCUUUGCGUCAGAAACUGAAUCACGUGGCUGGUAUUGGUCUUUUGUUCUGAACUGGAGCAACAGCUGUUUAUUCUUUAAUGAACUUUUGAUUCUCGAGAGCUAUAUUGUGAUGCAGUGUGCUGUUAUGUUUACUAUUAAAGCUGAUGUACUGUU